This is a messenger RNA of Closterium sp. NIES-65, 7467 nucleotides long. NCBI's taxonomy places the organism in Eukaryota, Viridiplantae, Streptophyta, Zygnematophyceae, Desmidiales, Closteriaceae. The record is from the annotation of a GenBank genome assembly.
AUGGACGUGGACAUGGACGUGGACAUGGACGUGGACAUGGACGUGGACAUGGAUGUGGACGUGGACGUGGACGUGGACGUGGACGUGGACGUGGACGUGGACGUGGACAUGGACGUGGAGAUGGACGUGGACAUGGACGUGGACAUGGACGUGGACAUGGACGUGGACAUGGACGUGGACAUGGACGUGGACAUGGACGUGGACAUGGACGUGGACAUGGACGUGGAAAUGGACGUGGACAUGGACGUGGACAUGGACGUGGACAUGGACGUGGACAUGGACGUGGACAUGGACGUGGACAUGGACGUGGACAUGGACGUGGACAUGGACGUGGACAUGGACGUGGACAUGGACGUGGACGUGGACGUGGACAUGGCGGUGGACGUGGACGUGGACGUGGACAUGGACGUGGACAUGGACGUGGACGUGGACGUGGACAUGGACGUGGACGUGGACAUGGACGUGGACAUGGACGUGGACAUGGACGUGGACAUGGACAUGGACGUGGACAUGGACGUGGACGUGGACGUGGACGUGGACGUGGACGUGGACGUGGACAUGGUUGUGGACGUGGACAUGGACGUGGACAUGGACGUGGACAUGGACGUGGACAUGGACAUGGACGUGGACGUGGACGUGGACAUGGACGUGGACGUGGACGUGGACAUGGACGUGGACAUGGACGUGGACAUGGACGUGGACAUGGACAUGGACAUGGACGUGGACAUGGACAUGGACGUGGACAUGGACAUGGACGUGGACGUGGACGUGGACAUGGACGUGGACAUGGACGUGGACAUGGACGUGGACAUGGACGUGGACAUGGACGUGGACAUGGACGUGGACAUGGACGUGGACAUGGACGUGGACAUGGACGUGGACAUGGACGUGGACAUGGACGUGGACAUGGACGUGGACAUGGACGUGGACGUGGACGUGGACAUGGACGUGGACGUGGACGUGGACAUGGACGUGGACGUGGACGUGGACGUGGACAUGGACGUGGACGUGGACGUGGACGUGGACAUGGACAUGGACAUGGACAUGGACAUGGACGUGGACGUGGACGUGGACAUGGACGUGGACAUGGACGUGGACAUGGACGUGGACAUGGACGUGGACAUGGACGUGGACAUGGACGUGGACAUGGACGUGGACAUGGACGUGGACAUGGACGUGGACAUGGACGUGGACAUGGACGUGGACAUGGACGUGGACAUGGACGUGGACAUGGACGUGGACAUGGACGUGGACGUGGACGUGGACAUGGACGUGGACGUGGACGUGGACAUGGACGUGGACAUGGACGUGGACGUGGACGUGGACGUGGACGUGGACGUGGACAUGGACGUGGACAUGGACGUGGACAUGGACGUGGACAUGGACGUGGACAUGGACGUGGACGUGGACAUGGACGUGGACGUGGACAUGGACAUGGACAUGGACGUGGACAUGGACGUGGACGUGGACGUGGACAUGGCGGUGGACGUGGACGUGGACGUGGACAUGGACGUGGACAUGGACGUGGACGUGGACGUGGACAUGGACGUGGACGUGGACAUGGACGUGGACAUGGACGUGGACAUGGACGUGGACAUGGACAUGGACGUGGACAUGGACGUGGACGUGGACGUGGACAUGGCGGUGGACGUGGACGUGGACGUGGACAUGGACGUGGACGUGGACAUGGACGUGGACAUGGACGUGGACGUGGACAUGGACGUGGACGUGGACGUGGACAUGGACGUGGACAUGGACGUGGACAUGGACGUGGACAUGGACGUGGACAUGGACGUGGACAUGGACGUGGACAUGGACGUGGACAUGGACGUGGACAUGGACGUGGACAUGGACAUGGACAUGGACAUGGACGUGGACAUGGACGUGGACGUGGACGUGGACAUGGACGUGGACGUGGACGUGGACGUGGACGUGGACAUGGUUGUGGACGUGGACAUGGACGUGGACAUGGACGUGGACAUGGACGUGGACAUGGACAUGGACAUGGACGUGGACGUGGACGUGGACAUGGACGUGGACGUGGACGUGGACAUGGACGUGGACAUGGACGACGUGGACGUGGACGUGGACAUGGACGUGGACAUGGACGUGGACAUGGACGUGGACAUGGACGUGGACAUGGACGUGGACAUGGACGUGGACAUGGACGUGGACAUGGACGUGGACAUGGACGUGGACAUGGACGUGGACAUGGACGUGGACAUGGACGUGGACGUGGACGUGGACAUGGACGUGGACGUGGACGUGGACAUGGACGUGGACGUGGACGUGGACGUGGACAUGGACGUGGACGUGGACGUGGACGUGGACAUGGACAUGGACAUGGACAUGGACAUGGACGUGGACGUGGACGUGGACAUGGACGUGGACAUGGACGUGGACAUGGACGUGGACAUGGACGUGGACAUGGACGUGGACAUGGACGUGGACAUGGACGUGGACAUGGACGUGGACAUGGACGUGGACAUGGACGUGGACAUGGACGUGGACAUGGACGUGGACAUGGACGUGGACAUGGACGUGGACAUGGACGUGGACGUGGACGUGGACAUGGACGUGGACGUGGACGUGGACAUGGACGUGGACAUGGACGUGAACGUGGACGUGGACGUGGACGUGAACGUGGACAUGGACGUGGACAUGGACGUGGACAUGGACGUGGACAUGGACGUGGACAUGGACGUGGACGUGGACAUGGACGUGGACGUGGACAUGGACAUGGACAUGGACGUGGACAUGGACGUGGACGUGGACGUGGACAUGGCGGUGGACGUGGACGUGGACGUGGACAUGGACGUGGACAUGGACGUGGACGUGGACGUGGACGUGGACAUGGACGUGGACGUGGACAUGGACGUGGACAUGGACCGGUGGUCGUGGACGUGGACGUGGACAUGGAUGGUCGUGGACGUGGACAUGGACGUGGACAUGGUGGACGUGGACGUGGACAUGGACGUGGACGUGGACGUGGACAUGGACGUGGACAUGGACGUGGACAUGGACGUGGACAUGGACGUGGACAUGGACGUGGACAUGGACGUGGACAUGGACGUGGACAUGGACGUGGACAUGGACGUGGACAUGGACGUGGACAUGGACGUGGACAUGGACGUGGACAUGGACGUGGACAUGGACGUGGACAUGGACGUGGACGUGGACGUGGACGUGGACGUGGACAUGGACGUGGACGUGGACAUGGACAUGGACAUGGACGUGGACGUGGACGUGGACAUGGACGUGGACGUGGACGUGGACAUGGACGUGGACGUGGACAUGGACGUGGACAUGGACGUGGACAUGGACGUGGACAUGGACAUGGACGUGGACAUGGACGUGGACGUGGACGUGGACGUGGACAUGGACGUGGACGUGGACGUGGACGUGGACGUGGACAUGGACGUGGACGUGGACAUGGACGUGGACAUGGACGUGGACAUGGACGUGGACAUGGACGUGGACGUGGACGUGGACAUGGACGUGGACGUGGACGUGGACAUGGACGUGGAGAUGGACGUGGACAUGGACGUGGACAUGGACAUGGACAUGGACAUGGACAUGGACAUGGACGUGGACAUGGACGUGGACGUGGACGUGGAUGUGGACAUGGACGUGGACGUGGACGUGGACAUGGACGUGGACGUGGACGUGGACAUGGACAUGGACGUGGACGUGGACGUGGACAUGGACGUGGACAUGGACGUGGUGGACGUGGACGUGGACAUGGACGUGGACGUGGACAUGGACGUGGACGUGGACAUGGACGUGGACAUGGACGUGGACGUGGACGUGGACAUGGACGUGGACGUGGACGUGGACAUGGACGUGGACAUGGACGUGGACAUGGACGUGGACAUGGACGUGGACGUGGACGUGGACGUGGACGUGGACAUGGACGUGGACGUGGACGUGGACGUGGACAUGGACGUGGACGUGGACGUGGACGUGGACAUGGACGUGGACGUGGACAUGGACGUGGACAUGGACGUGGACAUGGACGUGGACAUGGACGUGGACAUGGACGUGGACAUGGACGUGGACAUGGACGUGGACAUGGACGUGGACAUGGACGUGGACGUGGACGUGGACGUGGACGUGGACGUGGACAUGGACGUGGACAUGGACGUGGACAUGGACGUGGACGUGGACGUGGACGUGGACGUGGACGUGGACAUGGACGUGGACAUGGACGUGGACAUGGACGUGGACAUGGACGUGGACAUGGACGUGGACGUGGACGUGGACAUGGACGUGGACGUGGACGUGGACGUGGACAUGGACGUGGACAUGGACGUGGACGUGGACAUGGACGUGGACGUGGACGUGGACAUGGACGUGGACAUGGACAUGGACAUGGACGUGGAUGUGGACGUGGACAUGGACGUGGACAUGGACGUGGACAUGGACGUGGACGUGGACGUGAACGUGGACAUGGACGUGGACAUGGACGUGGACAUGGACGUGGACAUGGACGUGGACAUGGACGUGGACGUGGACGUGGACGUGGACAUGGACGUGGACAUGGACGUGGACAUGGACGUGGACAUGGACGUGGACAUGGACGUUGACAUGGACGUGGACGUGGACGUGGACGUGGACAUGGACGUGGACAUGGACGUGGACAUGGACGUGGACAUGGACGUGGACAUGGACGUGGACAUGGACGUGGACAUGGACGUGGACAUGGACGUGGACAUGGACGUGGACAUGGACGUGGACACAUGGACGUGGACAUGGACGUGGACAUGGACGUGGACAUGGACGUGGAAAUGGACGUGGACAUGGACUGUGGACGUGGAAGUGGACGUGGACGUGGACAUGGACGUGGACAUGGACGUGGAACGGUGGAGUGGACACUGGACGUGGACGUGGACGUGGAUGUGGACAUGGACGUGGACGGGACGUGGACAUGGACGUGGACGUGGACGUGGACAUGGACAUGGACGUGGACGUGGACGUGGACAUGGACGUGGACAUGGACGUGGGACGUGGGACGUGGACAUGUCGUGGACGUGGACAUGGACGUUGACGGUGGACAUGGACAUGGACGUGGACGUGGACGUGGACAUAAACAUGGACAUUUUCGUGGACAUGGACGUGGACGUGGACGUGAACGUGACAUGGAGGUGGACAUGGACGUGGGACAUGGACGUGGACAUGGACGUGGACAUGGACGUAGACAUGGAUGUGGACGUGGACGUGGACGUGGACGUGGACGUGGACGUGGACGUGGACGUGGAGAUGGACGUGGAGAUGGACAUGAGUGGACAUGAUGUGGACAUGGACGUGGAUAUGGACGUGGAAAUGGACGUGGACAUGGACGUGGACAUGGACGUGGACAUGGACACGUGGACAUGGACGUGGGACGUGGACAUGGACGUGGACGUGGACGUGGACGUGGACGUGGACAUGGACGUGGACGUGGACAUGGACAUGGACAUGGAACGUGGACGUGGACUUGACGUGGACGUGGACGUGGACAUGGACGUGGACGUGGACAUGGACGUGGACAUGGACGUGGACAUGGACAUGGACAUGGACAUGGACUGUGGACAUGGACGUGGACGUGGACGUGGACAUAGAGGGUGUCGUAGUCGUGGUCGUGGACGUGGACAUGGUUUGAUGGACGUGGAGAUGGACGUGGACAUGGACGUGGACAUGGACCAUGGACAUGGACGUGGACAUGGACAUGGACGUGGACAUGGCAAGGACGUGGACGUGGACGUGGAGAUGGACGUGGACAUGGAAGUGGACAUGGACGUGGACAUGAACGUGCACAUGGACGUGGACAUGGACGUGGACAUGGACGUGGACAUGGACGUGGACAUGGACGUGGACAUGGACACGUGGACGUGGACAUGGACGUGGAACGUGGACGUGGACAUGGACGUGGACAUGGACGUGAACGUGGACGUGGACGUGGACGUGAACGUGGACAUGGAGGUGGACAUGGACGUGGACAUGGACGUGGACAUGGACGUGGACAUGGACGUGGACGUGGACAUGGACGUAGACGUGGACAUGGACAUGGACAUGGACGUAGACAUGGACGUGGACGUGGACGUGGACAUAGCGGUGGUCGUGGUCGUGGACGUCGACAUGGACGUGGACUAUGGACGUGGAUCGUGGGACGUGGACGUGGACAUGGACAGUGGACGGGACAUGGACGUGGACAUGGACGUAGACAUGGACGUGGACAUGGACAUAGACGUAGACAUGGACGUGGACGUGGACGUGGACAUAGCGGUGGUCGUGGUCGUGGACGUGGACAUGGUCGUGGACGUGGACAUGGACGUGGACAUGGUCGUGGACGUGGACAUGGACGUGGACGUGGACGUGGACAUGGACGUGGACAUGGACGUGGACAUGAACGUGGACAUGGACGUGGACAUGGACGUGGACAUGGACGUGGACAUGGACGUAGACAUGGACGUGGACAUGGACGUGGACGUGGACGUGGACGUGGACAUGGACGUAAGCAUGGACGUGGACAUGGACGUGGACAUGGACGUUGACAUGGACGUGGACGUGGACGUGGACGUGGACGUGGACGUGGACAUGGACGUGGACAUGGACGUGGACAUGGACGUGGACAUGGACGUGGACAUGGACGUGGACAUGGACGUGGACAUGGACGUGGACAUGGACGUGGACAUUGACGUGGACAUGGACAAGGACAUGGACGUGGACAUGGACGUGGACGUGGAAGUGGACGUGGACGUGGACGUGGACAUGGACGUGGACGUGGACAUGGACGUGGACAUGGACAUGGACGUGGACGUGGACGUGGACAUGGACGUGGACGUGGACAUGGACGUGGACAUGGACGUGGACAUGGACGUAGACAUGGACGUGGACAUGGACAUGGACGUGGACAUGGACGUGGACGUGGACAUAGAGGUGGUCGUGGUCGUGGACGUGGACAUGGUCGUGGACGUGGACAUGGACGUGGACAUGGUCGUGGACGUGGACAUGGACGUGGAUAUGGUCGUGGACAUGGACGUGGACGUGGACGUGGACGUGGACAUGGACGUGGACGUGGACGUGGACAUGGACGUGGACGUGGACGUGAAUGUGGACAUGGAGGUGGACAUGGACGUGGAUGUGGACGUGGACGUGGACAUGGACGUGGACGUGGACGUGGAUGUGGACAUGGACGUGGACGUGGACGUGGACGUGGACGUGGACAUGGACGUGGACGUGGACAUGGACCUGGACGUGGACGUGGACGUGGACGUGGACGUGGACAUGGAGGUGGACAUGGACGUGGACAUGGACGUGGACAUGGACGUGGACAUGGACGUGGACAUGGACGUGGACAUGGACGUGGACAUGGACGUGGACAUGGACGUGGACAUGGACGUGGACAUGGACGUGGACAUGGACGUGGACAUGGACGUGGACAUGGACGUGGACGGACAUGGACGUGGGCAUGGACGUGGACAUUGA